AUGGACGCGGCGGAAGGGAUCGACGUGUACGCGGGCGCCGCCGCGAGCGAGGAGACGCGGCGAAGCGCGAUUCAACGCUCGACGAAGGAGACGUCCAUCGACGUGAAGCUGGAUUUAGACGCCAGUCGCGAUGACGUCGAGGGAUCGAAGAUCAGCACCGGUAUCGUCGCCCUCGAUGGAUUGUUCACCGCGAUUCAACGCGAAGCCGGGGUGGCGCUGAACAUCGCCGCCACGGGAGACUUGUGGAUAGACGACCACCACACGGCGGAAGACGUGUCCAUCGCCGUCGGCCAAGCGCUGAACAAGGCGCUGGGGACUAAGAAAGGGUGUAAUCGCAUGGGGAGCGCGAUGUCCACCGAGGGUGAGGCCACGGUGGAGUGCGUCAUGGAUCUUAGCAAUCGCCCGUACUUGGGGUACGGACUCGAGCUCGAGAGCGACAAAGUGGGCGACCUCAGCGUGGAGAUGGUCGAGCACAUGUUCAUGAGUUUGACGUUCAACGGGCAAAUGACGGUGCACUUGGUCGAGCACGCGCGCGGCGCGGACGAAGCCGAAGUUGCCACAGCCGCGGCGAAGGCUUUCGGUAAGUGCUUGCGACAGUGCGCGGCGAUUGAUCCGCGACGCGCGGGCUCCGUGGCGUCGAGCAAAGGUACGCUCUCUGUGUAG
Messenger RNA from Ostreococcus lucimarinus CCE9901, 663 nucleotides. RefSeq lists its product with no specific name. Bases 1 to 663 code for a protein of 220 amino acids. Gene Ontology annotation, molecular function: imidazoleglycerol-phosphate dehydratase activity. NCBI's taxonomy places the organism in Eukaryota, Viridiplantae, Chlorophyta, Mamiellophyceae, Mamiellales, Bathycoccaceae. Gene Ontology annotation, biological process: L-histidine biosynthetic process. The transcript has a single exon. The record is from RefSeq and is a predicted model, not a curated record.